Molecule: messenger RNA, 2030 nt
Organism: Euleptes europaea (tarantolino)
Lineage: Eukaryota; Metazoa; Chordata; Lepidosauria; Squamata; Sphaerodactylidae
Gene: WBP11
Product: WW domain binding protein 11
Exons: 11
Coding region: 49-1974 (641 amino acids)
Biological process (GO): mRNA cis splicing, via spliceosome
Cellular component (GO): spliceosomal complex
Source: RefSeq, a predicted model, not a curated record
GUCAUCUAAUUUUAAUCAGUGGAGCAGAGAAAGAAAUAAACAGUCAAUAUGGGGCGGAGAUCAACAUCUUCCACCAAGAGUGGGAAGUUCAUGAAUCCCACCGAUCAAGCUCGCAAGGAGGCCCGGAAAAGGGAGCUGAAGAAGAACAAGAAGCAACGUAUGAUGGUGCGAGCUGCUGUGCUAAAAAUGAAGGAUCCCAAGCAAAUCAUUCGGGACAUGGAAAAACUUGAUGAAAUGGAGUUUAACCCAGUACAGCAACCCCAACUAAAUGAGAAGGUGCUGAAGGACAAGCGGAAGAAACUGCGUGAGACUUUUGAGCGUAUUCUGCGGCUCUAUGAGAAGGAGAAUCCAGACAUCUACAAGGAGUUGCGUAAACUAGAAGUGGAAUAUGAGCAGAAGAGAUCUCAGCUCAGUCAGUACUUUGAUGCUGUCAAGAAUGCUCAGCAUGUCGAAGUGGAAAGUAUCCCCCUGCCGGAUAUGCCUCAUGCUCCCUCCAACAUUCUCAUUCAGGACAUCCCUUUACCUGGAGCACAGCCACCCUCUAUUCUCAAGAAAACAUCAGCCUAUGGACCUCCUGUCCGGCCUGUUUCUGUACUUCCACCUCCUGGGCAUGGUGUUCCUCGCCUACCCCCUGGCAGGAAGCCACCUGGACCUCCACCGGGGCCGCCACCAAUUCAGGUCUUGCAGAUGUAUAGUCGUAAAGUAGGAUUCACUCUAGAGAUGGCCCCUCGCAGAAGAGAGGAAGAGAUGUCCUACAGUCCAGAGACAGGUCCCCGAGGACAUGAUGACGAGGCUUCAAGCACCAGCGAAGAUGAGGGAUAUCCUGAGGACAUGGAUCAGGAUAAGCAUGACGACUCUUCUGAUGACAGUGACAGCGACAGGACUGAUGUGGACAGUGAAGGGGAGGAGUUAAUGCAUCAAGAUGAUGGUGCUGAGAGGGAAGGUGGGGAAGACAAAAAAUCAGGUCAUAGUGUACGGUUUGCUGACAUGCCUGGAAAAUCACGAAAGAAGAAAAAGAACAUGAAGGAACUUACUCCACUUCAGGCCAUGAUGUUGCGAAUGGCUGGUCAAGGAAUUCCUGAGGGUGGUAAAGAGGUAGAAGAGUAUUCUGAGGAUGAUGACGAUGACGAGGAGGAUUCAGAUGCUGAAGAGACAUCUCAGCAGCAAAGUACAGAAGAAUCCCACACGGAGACUGCAUCUUCGGUGCCCUCCCAAGCUACCCAGCAACAGCAGCAGCCACCCCCUCAGCCUGUUCCUCCAGCUCAGAUGCAGGCGCCACCCAUGCCAGGGCCACCCCCUCUUGGACCACCUCCAGCACCACCCUUGAGACCUCCGGGGCCCCCGACUGGCCUUCCUCCUGGUCCUCCUCCAGGGGCUCCUCCAUUCCUUAGGCCACCGGGUUUGCCGGGACUGCGUGGGCCAUUACCACGACUUUUGCCACCAGGACCACCCCCUGGCCGGCCUCCUGGCCCUCCACCAGGUCCACCUCCAGGUCUGCCUCCUGGCCCUCCUCCAAGGGGACCCCCACCUCGUUUACCACCUCCAGCUCCACCAGGUAUCCCACCUCCUCGUCCAGGCAUGUUGCGUCCUCCUCUGGUUCCUCCACCUGGGAUAUUCCCACCAGCUCCCAUUCCAAACCCUGGAGUACUGAGUGCUCCUCCUAGCUUGAUCCAGCGCCCUAAGGCAGAUGAUACCAGUGCCGCCACCAUUGAGAAGAAAGCCACGGCAACUAUCAGUGCCAAGCCGCAAAUUACAAACCCCAAGGCGGAGAUCACCCGUUUUGUGCCCACGGCCCUGCGAGUCCGCCGAGAGAACAAGGGGACUGCUGCCUCCACUCAGAGGAGACCUGAUGACGAACCUUCUGUUCAGAUAAUCAAAGCAACGCCUAAAGCUGGCUCUUCUGCCCCUAUCUCUGUGCAGACCAAGGAUGAUGUGUAUGAAGCCUUCAUGAAGGAAAUGGAGGGGCUACUGUGACAAUCCGUUUCCAGUUUCACCUUUAUAUCUGCUGUACCGAGAUCAGACUACUCUGU